Molecule: messenger RNA, 3858 nt
Organism: Trichoderma asperellum CBS 433.97
Lineage: Eukaryota; Fungi; Ascomycota; Sordariomycetes; Hypocreales; Hypocreaceae
Molecular function (GO): protein binding
Source: RefSeq, a predicted model, not a curated record
AUGGCUGAUACGGGCCAAUUAGGAGCGGAAAAGCGUCGGAGGAGGUUUCGUGAUUUAUUCAAGCGAUCGUCUCGAGCAAGCCCUCCAUCAAUUGCUUCGGCUUCUCAGACUCGGGUGCAGCUUUCAAGUUCGCAACUUUUAUCGCCUGUACUGGCCUCUUUACCAUCGUUGGGCUCUGACCCGCCUCAAGUUUCAGCACCUUCUUCUCUUCCGGUUUUAGGAGCGCCAACGGUAUCUCUUUCAGGUCAACAAUCCACUACAUCAUUAAAUCUUUGGGAGGAGGUUUUCGGCAAAGUCAAUAAAGGAACCCAAGAAUGGAUUCAGAAACAGGGACUCAAUUCUCUGGCUUCAGCAGUAGCAAAGCCGGAAGAUCUGAUAAAACAGCUUAGUGAUCUCAUUAAAGAAAAGGAAAAGAUAUUUGAAGAGAAAGAUUCACCAAUGAAGAUCAAGAUUGGCAAUCAAGAGAUAAUUUUCCGAGCGUACAUUGCCGAUGUGAUCGGUUUUCUUACAAUGGCUGGGGACGUCGCCAUCAACUUCGCGCCGCCGCAAGCUAGUGCCCCUUGGGCUGCCGCAAAGGCGGUGCUGAAAGUAAGCGUCAAACAAAUUGAGCAAAUGGCGGCCCUUGCUGGAACAAUUCAGCUGUUCACUCGUAUUAUCCGCCGAGGUCAGGUGUACGAGCUAUUAUACAAUAAGGCAAUAUUGACUAAAGAGGGAGCCUUACGCAAUCUACAUGACGCCCUUAUUGACUUGUAUGUUGCAGCAACAGAGCUGCUGGCCCGGUCAGAUACUUUAAUUGAAAGCGGAAUAGUCAGACAGACAUUGAACACUAUUCUCCGACCAGAGCAAGCCUCGGGUCUCAUCUCAGAUCUACUUAAGAAAGAGCAGAUAUUGUUAUACGAAGUCCAAAGUUGUGAAGCUUUAAGAAAUGAAAAAGCUACAAAACAAAUAGACGAAAAGCUAAACACCUUGUUGGCGAAACUCGAUAAAAUCCCAUCGCCCCUGACACGAAUUGAUGAAGGAGUCGCCAAACUGCUCGAGAAAGUCAAAAGUGAUGAGCUAGAGAAGCUUAUGGACUUUAUCAGCUCUGAACAAUUCGGAAAAGGUCACUCUACAAUUAAGGAUACAAGAAUAAAAAAUACAGGCGAUUGGCUUAUAAACCAUGAAAGCUUUCGGGACUGGCAGGGUAUUGCUUCAUCUUCAACGCUAUUAUGCCUUAAAGGAACUGUUGGUACCGGCAAGACAUAUCUCACAUCGCGUGUCAUUGAUCAUGUUAAACAAACAUUGGAAGCAUCUCCACAUGACGAAGGAUUUGCCUUUUUCUAUUGCACCCGAUCUGGACCGUCAAUGCAAGAUCCCCUUGUCGUCCUCCACAGCUUCGUUCGUCAGCUGUCCUAUAAGUCAAACAACUAUAGCUAUAUUCAAAGCAACGUCAUCCAAAGAUGCGAAAUAGCGAAAAGAGAAGGGAGAAACCUAAGUUAUACGGACUGCAAAGAACUCAUCCUGGAGUCCAUGAAUCUCUAUUCAAAGACGACAAUUAUCCUCGAUGCUUUAGAUGAAUCCGACAUCACAUCGUAUAAUCUAGCAGAAAUUAUUAUUGAUUUAAUGGAUAAAGCCUUAAAGCCAGUCAAGAUAUUUAUAUCAAGUCGCCCAGAUAGAGAAUUCUUGGAGGCAUUCGAAGCCAAGGCUACAAUUACGGUCAAUAGUAGCAACCAGCAAGGCGACAUCGAGAAAUAUCUUGCAGAAGUACUCUAUUCUACUAAAUUCUUUAAGAAGCGAAAAACAGGAAUUCAACAAGUGAUAAAAGAAACGUUUAGUUCGCAAAAUGACGGAAUGUUUCGAUGGGUGUAUCUUCAGACAAAAAGUCUUCAAAAGUGUAUCUCAGAUGAUGCAGUAAGAACGUGGGCCAAGACGAUACCUCGUGAUUUAAUGGCGGCGUACGAUCGGCUCUGGGAUGAUCUAGAAAACCAGCAUAAUGAAAGCGAUAUGGCACUCGCCGUGCGUGCCAUUAAGUGGGUGUUGUGUUCAUUUACACCACUUACAUCAACAAUUCUCUUGGAAGCAAUUAGAUAUGCUCACAAGGGAGAUCGUUUCGUACGAAUUGAGCUGCGGGCUGAACAAGAAAUCUUAUCGCUUUGUCAAGACCUUUUAACAGUUGAUGUAGCGAGAGGAGUAUGGAUGCUACCACAUGCCUCUGUUGCUGAAUAUUUUGAGUCAAAGGGCAUGAUUUUAGGAGAAUGUGACGCAUUUGUUUCUAAAAUUCUGCUCGGAUUUCUUAUGACUCCGAAGCUGGAGUCACCUUAUGAUACAGACGGGGAACCUUAUGAUACAGACGGGGAUUCUGACCUAGAAUCAGUCGUUUCAGAUGCGGAUGUUGGCUUUAAAGUGACCAGGUGGCAUUGGCCUACGAAAUUUAAAUCGGUCGACAUGGAUGCGGAAUUCGGCCUUAACGUGAUCAUUACGCAUGGGUAUAGCCAAUUUAAAUCAGUCGAUACGGCCAGCGUCCCAGAAAUGUUCGAGAGCUAUGUUAUUAGGACGUGGUUUAAACACGUCCAGCGCUACGACAAGUGGUUGGGUUCAUUGGAAGACACAUCUCCUGAAACAGAACUCACGGCUCUUCUCAAGUGCUUCCUUGGUUCGCCGGGAGACAGCAGUGGCUAUUAUAGAAGGUGGGUGUUUCACUUGGUAUUUGGGAAGCUAGAGCCAACCAAUAUGGCUAUUUUGGUGAUGUGUCGAUACGGAUUCUACUACACUUUGCGUGAUUGGUGGGAGAAGGACCAAAUCGACCAAAACUUGGCUCUUACAGAAGGCAAAGGAAGUCUAGAAUACGAGGACGAUGGCUAUUUAUCUUUUAAUCUGCUGGAUCUUGCAGCAAUGGGAGGAUGCAUGCCGAUUUGCAGGUACUUGGUGAGCGUUAUUGGCGUAAUUGGCCACCAAGGAAGAUAUUGCCGAGCGGCGAGCAAAGCGAUAUCAAGAGGCAACAAAACUGCGGCCAAGCUUUUGGUGGAGGCAGCAAACGUCGACUUCAACACGAUGUACAAGGAUACAGACUGGACUUUGACCCAAUUCACGGCAAUGCAUGGUGCUUCUGGUAUGCUGCAGUGGGCUAUGGAUCAAGGCUGGGUCGACGUGAACAGACAAGGCGGCGUCAACUUUGGUAAUGCCCUGAUCGCGGCCUCAAAAGAAGGGACUCCUCAAUCAGUUGAAAUGUUGCUACGAGCUGGAGCUGAUGCAAAUGCCAUUGCGGAAUGCGGCAAGUAUGGGAGCGCUCUCAUUGCAGCAGCAGCUGCUUCUCCUAUGGACCAUUGCGAGAAAAAGAUUGUGACACUUCUUGACAGCGGCGCAGACGUCAACCAAGUCCCAAGUGUUGGGAACUACGGCAGCGCUUUGGAAUCGUGCAUCUGGCGCGUCUUCUACAUGGCUCAAUCAAUUUACAGACCCCGGUACAUGGUCCAAUUUAUCGACGAGAAUCACAACGCACGGAUUGUGGAACUUCUAUUGAAGGCCGGGGCUGAUCCUGCGAUGACCUGCAAUGUCGGCGAACAUGGCAGCGCACUUGCGGCUGCAGCAUUCUUUGGAUUGAAAGACUUCUUGGCGAUGAUGGUCAACGCCGCUGGGAGGGAGCGGGCAAUCGAAUGUCUGCGGCAGAGCAGGCACCCCUCAAAGGUAAGAUUCACGAGACAAAGAAGUAAUCGCCAUAAAAGACGUAGAGCCGAAGCAUGGAGGAGGGAUGUAGCAGAGAUUGCAACAUAUCUUGCUGUUGAGGUGGGCGUGGACAAGGAAACGCUCCGCGGUAUUGGUGUCUAUGGUGUCACAUUUGAGGAAGAUCAUUUCGGGGGCUAUUCUAUCAGGUCCAAUUAG